Salvia hispanica is the source of this 3669-nucleotide messenger RNA. NCBI's taxonomy places the organism in Eukaryota, Viridiplantae, Streptophyta, Magnoliopsida, Lamiales, Lamiaceae. The record is from RefSeq and is a predicted model, not a curated record.
AUGCCACCAAAUACAAGGAACUCUAGGCACAAUUCGCCUAGGAGGGAGGAUGGAGACGACACCGCGUCCACAUCCGACGACACCCUCAAAGAGAUGAUAACAAAACUUACGGGAGAGGUGAAGGGGAUGCGUGGUGAACUUACCACUAUGCAAACUAAUCUCAACACCAUGCAAGGAGACCUCGUGGCCGUGCAAGAAGAAUUUACAACCGUCCAUGACGGUAUGGCGGAGUUGAGAGCACGGAUUAAUCAAAAUGAGGCCGAACCGCCUAGUUUCCGGGAGAGAAGUACGGGCGGAUGGAAUGAUGGAAGCGGAAAUGAUGAUGCCUACUCCAACCACCACAAUGGAGGGGGGAGGCCUAAUAGGAACUAUGGGGGGGAAAGGUACGAUGACCCCUCGAGAAACUUCAAGCACACCAUUCCGGAGUUCCAUGCGAAGUUCGAGCCCGCCACAUACCUAGAGUGGGAGUCUCAAGUGGACAAGAUAUUCUCCCUUCAUAACUACUCGGAGGAGGACAAGGUCAAACUAGCCAUCACCGAGUUUCGAGGCCAUGCUAACACUUGGUGGUCCGAUCUCUUGAGGAGGAGGAGAGCCACGGGUCGAGAAGUAGUACGGUCAUGGGCGGAAUUGAAUGAGCUCAUGAGAGCCGCCUUUGUCCCGAGAUCGUAUUUCCACAAGUUGAGAGGUGAACUCCAAGAUUUGAGGCAAGGAAGCAAGACCGUCAUGGAGUACUAUUAUGAUAUGAUAGCCCUCAAAGGGAGAUUGGGGCUUGAGGAAAGUGAAGAUGUCACCCAAGACCGCUUCAUACACGGGCUCAAUGUGCUUCUUAGGCACAAGGUCCAAAUUGAGGCCCAAAGGGGAAUAUCUUUGGAGGAGGUCAUUGGAUUCGCCGAGACAUUUGAGAGGCAAGGCAAAGAGAAGGUCGCUAGCAAAGGGAUGAUGAGUUUCCACCCUAUCUCGGGAGGGGGCUCAAGCAAUUGGGGCACCACCCAAAGGAAGGGAGAAACGACCACUACACCUCAACCUUUCUCAAAACCUCCCGUGAAGGCAUUGCCGGCGCCACCAUUGGCCAAGGGAGCACCUCAAGCCGGUGAUAAGAGACCUCAAUGUUUCAAGUGCAAGGGAUAUGGCCACUACGCUAGAGAGUGCAUCAACCAAAGGGUCAUGGUGAUAGGGAAAGAUGGCCAAGUCUAUAGUGAGGAUGAAGAAGAAGCGGGUGUUGAAGGGGAUGACUCCUCUUACCACGCUCAUGUCAAUAGUGACUACUCUAGCGAAGAGGAGUUGGCCGAAGGGGUGAGAAAUCUUGUGGUGCUUCGGACCCUUAGCGCCCAACCUAAGCAAGAAGAGUGUUUGGAGCAACGUUCUAAUAUCUUUCAUAUGAAGUGCAAGGUUCAAUCCAAAACUUGCCUUGCGAUCAUCGAUGGAGGGAGUUGUGCCAAUGUGGUGAGCGAAAAAUUGGUAGCCAAGUUGCAACUACCGGUGAUGAGGCACCCUACGCCCUACCGCCUUCAAUGGCUAGGUGAUGGUGGAGAACUCAAGGUGGUCAAUCAAGUCAAAGUUCCAAUGAGAGUGGGGGAAUUGGAGGAGGAGGUACUUUGUGAUGUCAUUCCCAUGACCGCUUGCCACUUGCUCCUUGGUAGGCCUUGGGAGUAUGACAACAAGGAGUUCGAGGACGUGUUCCCAAGUGAGCUCCCAAAUGAGCUACCACCGAUCCGGGGAAUCGAGCACCAAAUGGAUUUCGCACCGGGAUCAUCAUUACCAAACCGAGCCGCCUACAAGGCCAAUCCCAAUGAGACGAAGGAAUUGCAAAGGCAAGUCGAAGAACUCCUUGCCAAAGGUUUGGUCCGUGAGUCUUAUUCCCCUUGUGCCGUACCCGUUAUACUUGUGCCUAAGAAAGAUGGGACUUGGCGUAUGUUGGUUUUCCUUGGGUUUGUUGUGGGGAAGGAUGGGGUCAAGGUAGAUGAGGAGAAGGUUAGGGUCAUCAAGGAGUGGCCCACGCCCAAAAAUAUGAGUGAGAUUCGAUCUUUCCACGGCCUUGCUAGUUUCUAUAAAAGGUUCGUUAGAGAUUUCUCCACUAAAGCCGCUCCUUUGAACCAUCUUGUUAAAAAGAAUGUGGCGUUUAAUUGGGGGAGUGAACAAGAGCAUGCUUUUAACACUUUGAAACACGAUCUUACACAUGCACCGUUGCUUGCUUUACCUAAUUUUGAGAAAACUUUUGAGUUGGAGUGUGAUGCUAGUGGGGUAGGGAUUGGUGGAGUCUUGAUGCAAGAAGGGAAACCUCUUGCUUAUUUUUCGGAGAAAUUGAACCAAACUCACUUGAACUAUCCUACUUAUGAUAAGGAACUCUAUGCCAUUGUUAGAUGUUUGGAAAAUUGGCAACACUUUUUGAUGCAUAGGGAAUUUUUCAUCCACACGGACCAUGAGUCAAUCAAGUUCUUGGGCGGCCAACACAAGCUUGACAAGAGGCACGCCAAGUGGAGCGCCUUCUUGGAGACUUUCCCAUAUGUCAUCCGGUACAAAAAGGGAAAGGAAAAUGUGGUCGCCGAUGCCUUAUCUCGUAAGCAUGAGGGUUACUUGUUUAAGGGGAAUAGAUUGUGCAUUCCCCAUGGAUCUUGGAGGGAAGUGCUUGUGAGGGAGUCCCACCUUGGGGGAUUAAUGGGUCAUUUUGGGGUAGCUAAGACCUAUGAUAUCUUAAUUGAACAUUUUUAUUGGCCAAAAAUGAAGAGAGAUGUGCGGCGUUUUGUAGGAGGAUGCAUUGAGUGUAGACAAGCUAAGUCUAGGAGCAACAAUUAUGGCCUCUAUACCCCACUCCCUACCCCUUCCCUCCCUUGGGUAGAUUUGUCUAUGGACUUUGUGCUAGGCCUACCUCCUUCUCAAGCCCGGAAUGAUAGUAUCUUUGUGGUGGUGGAUAGAUUUUCCAAGAUGGCUCAUUUUAUUCCAUGUAAGAAGAACAAUGAUGCCAAGCACAUAGCCGGCCUCUUCUUUAGGGAGGUGGUGAGGAUCCAUGGGAUUCCCCAAACUAUAGUGAGUGAUAGGGAUGUCAAGUUCCUAAGCUACUUUUGGAAGACUCUUUGGAAUAAACUAGGAACCAAACUUUUAUUCUCUACCACGGCGCACCCUCAAACCGAUGGGUAAACCGAGGUGGUGAAUCGCACCCUAGGGGCUUUACUUAGGGCUUUGGUUAGUGAGAAUAGAAAGACAUGGAAACCUUGCCUACCCAUUGCCGAGUUUGCUUACAACCGGACUACGCAUUCUACUACCGGUCAUUCUCCAUUUGAAAUUGUUUAUGGAUUUAACCCGCUAACCCCGAUGGACCUAGCGGGGCGGAAAGAAGUGAUCUUCAACCCGGGGGACAUGGUGUGGGUUAACUUUCGGGCGAUCCGUUUCCCGGAUAAGGUGAAGUCCAAGCUUGCGGCACGCGGAGGUGGCCCAUUCCGAGUCAAGGAAAGGAUCAACAACAAUGCCUAUAUCAUUGAGUUGCCGGGCGAAUUCAAGGUGCACCCCACGUUCAACGUGUCCGACUUGAGCCCGUUUGAAUUUGCAAGAGAUGAGCCGGAUUUGAGGUCAAAUCCUUCCCAAGAAGAUGGGGAUGAUGCGAACCCAACCGACACGCAUCAUGCAUCGAGCCCUCAAGGACGUACACCAAAAGAGGACGAGGAAGAUGAGUAG